Molecule: messenger RNA, 2420 nt
Organism: Mangifera indica (mango)
Lineage: Eukaryota; Viridiplantae; Streptophyta; Magnoliopsida; Sapindales; Anacardiaceae
Product: serine protease SPPA, chloroplastic
Exons: 13
Coding region: 2-2206 (734 amino acids)
Biological process (GO): proteolysis
Molecular function (GO): peptidase activity
Source: RefSeq, a predicted model, not a curated record
UAUGAGUCCACGUAAUCACAUACAGAUGACACCUGGUGUGUCGACGUGGACGAAACCUGACCCUGUCGUCCUCUCUUUCGCCCCUCGCACCGUCUGCCUCCACUCAGCCCACCUCACCUCAGUGCCAGAAGAGAAGAGAAGAAUUGAAGAAAUGUCAAAGCUUUUGUUCCUUCAUACUCCUCACAUCACUUCCAGAAUCCACACCAAAACCUUCUGUUUAAUCGUCAAUCAAACGCUAUCUCCUUUUCCCUUGAAGUACCGCCUCCUCUAUUCUUCCCCUCUCUCCACCGCCCACUCUAAUCUUCACGCGCUCUCUCAAAUUCACUCUAUCCGCCGCUGCUUUUCCCUCCACGCUUUCGACGACUCGCCGUCCGAUGCCAAGACUCAGCAAGAACAACAGCUCAAUGAAGUUGAUACGACCCAAGUCAAAUCGACGGACGAGACUUAUCCGAGCGGAGAGUUUGAGUUUGAGAAAUACGGAGCUUGGAAGAGCUUUAAUAUGAAGCUUCGGAUGCUAAUUGCCUUCCCGUGGGAGCGCAUUCGCAAAGGCAGUGUUCUCACCAUGAAAUUGCGUGGCCAGAUAUCUGAUCAGCUAAAGAGCCGUUUCUCUUCAGGACUAUCUCUACCUCAAAUAUGUGACAAUUUCAUAAAGGCAGCUUAUGAUCCUCGUAUUUCGGGUAUUUAUCUUCACAUUGAACCCUUAAACUGUGGAUGGGGAAAAGUUGAAGAAAUUCGGAGGCACAUUAUGGAUUUCAAAAAAUCAGGUAAAUUUGUUAUUGGCUAUGUCCCUGCAUGUGGAGAAAAAGAGUAUUACCUUGCCUGUGCAUGUGAAGAGCUAUAUGCACCUCCAAGCGCUUAUUUUUCCCUGUAUGGUUUGACUGUUCAAGCAUCAUUCCUUGGAGGUGUUUUGGAGAAAGUUGGAAUUGAACCACAAAUUCAAAGGAUUGGUAAAUACAAAAGUGCUGGGGAUCAACUUGCUCGCAAAACUAUGUCUGAAGAAAAUUGUGAGAUGUUGACGGCUUUGCUUGAUAAUAUCUAUGCAAAUUGGCUGGAUAAAGUUUGUUCCACCAAAGGAAAGAAAAGAGAAGAUCUGGAGAAGUUCAUUAAUGAAGGAGUAUACAAAGUGGAAAAGCUCAAAGAAGAGGGCUUGAUAACAGAUAUACAAUAUGAUGAUGAGGUUAUAUCAAUGUUGAAAGAGAGGCUUGGAGUUCAAAAGGAUAAAAACCUUCCUAUUGUUGACUACAAGAAAUACUCAGGAGUCAGGAAAUGGACUCUUUGUUUAACAGGUGGGAAGGACCAGAUAGCUGUAAUCAGAGCCUCUGGAAGCAUUAGUCGUGUACGCAGUCCAUUAAGUUUGUCUAGUUCGGGUAUCGUUGGGGAGCAACUCAUUGAGAAAAUUCGUAGUGUGAGAGAGUCCAAAAAAUAUAAAGCUGCUAUCAUCCGCAUAGACAGCCCUGGAGGUGAUGCUCUUGCUUCUGAUUUAAUGUGGAGGGAAAUCAGGCUCUUAGCUGAAUCAAAACCUGUUAUUGCAUCAAUGUCUGAUGUAGCAGCAAGUGGAGGAUACUAUAUGGCAAUGGCAACAGGUGCCAUUGUUGCUGAAAGUUUGACCUUAACUGGUUCAAUUGGAGUAGUCACAGGGAAGUUCAAUUUGGGGAAAUUGUAUGAAAAGAUUGGCUUUAAUAAGGAGAUCAUAUCAAGGGGAAGAUAUGCUGAGCUCCUUGCAGCUGAACAACGACCUUUUAGACCUGAUGAGGCAGAACUUUUUGCUCAGUCUGCCCAGAAUGCAUAUAAGCAAUUUCGGGACAAGGCAGCUUUUUCAAGAUCAAUGCCCGUGGAUAAAAUGGAAGAGGUUGCGCAAGGUAGAGUCUGGACUGGUAAUGAUGCGGUUUCAAGAGGUCUAGUUGAUGCUAUUGGUGGGUUUUCUCGAGCAAUUGCCAUGGCAAAGCAAAAGGCCGGUAUACCUGAAGACAGACAGGUUACUCUUGUCGAGAUGACAAAGCCAUCUCCUUCGCUACCGGAGAUCUUAAGUGGUCUGGGGAAUUCCAUAGCUGGAGUGGACAGAACAUUGAAGGAACUGCUACAGGACUUGACAUUUUCAGAAGGAGUUCAAGCCCGAAUGGACGGGAUAUUGUUCCAGAGAAUGGAAGGCCUUUCUUAUGGUAAUCCCAUUCUGACUCUAAUCAAAGACUAUCUCAGUUCCCUCUGACCUUUGUUGGCUAAUCACUGCCUUGAUAAUUGUUGUUACUCUAUUUGAAUGGGAAUCCAUUUAUUGUUGGGUGAGUUAUUCCUAAAAGAGGCGAGCCGUCGUCAUUAUUGUAACAUUUCUGCUUGUGCUCUGUAUAGUGUAUACAGGCCUUGAAUUCAUGAAUACCAAUAUUUUUAUUACAGUAUACACAUUCCGGCCAUGGAAAUUGGAAAUA